Thalassophryne amazonica is the source of this 2978-nucleotide messenger RNA. Its product is annotated as protein-glutamine gamma-glutamyltransferase 2-like. Bases 102 to 2414 code for a protein of 770 amino acids. NCBI's taxonomy places the organism in Eukaryota, Metazoa, Chordata, Actinopteri, Batrachoidiformes, Batrachoididae. Gene Ontology annotation, molecular function: protein-glutamine gamma-glutamyltransferase activity. The record is from RefSeq and is a predicted model, not a curated record. Gene Ontology annotation, biological process: peptide cross-linking. The transcript has 15 exons.
GAAAUGGUUAACAGUGUCGCUGUGUCGUAUGUCAUUGUGCUGCUCGCUGCACGUAACGCCGUGUUUCUUUCUUCUGCUUUUACAAAGAAUUCCCAUAAAAUAUGGCCGGUGAAGACAAACCCAAAUGCUUUGUCAAGAGUGUGGAGAUUCAUGCUAAGUUUAACAACACCGAACACCACACCAAUGAAAUCUCAACCAAAAAGCUGAUCGUGAGGCGGGGCCAGGAGUUUCGGCUGACUGUUGAAUUCUGUCAACCAUUCAUUGCCCAGAUUCAACCACUUCUCCUCACAGCAAAAACCGGAGAAUAUCCCAAAGUGGAAAGGGGGACUUUGUCAAACUUUUCUGUCCCAGAAGACGCCAUAAAACAGCCAGCAGGAGCAAAGGCAGUAUGGAAGGCAGCAGAGUUUUCCAAAAGUGGCAACAAUAAAGUGACCCUGUUGAUCACCCCACCAGCUGACUGCCCCACAGGGAAGUACACUCUAAGUGUGAAGUACACAGACAAGGAAAAGGGCAAGGAGAUGGGCAAGGGCAAGGACAAGAAGAAGAAGAAGGACAAGAAGAAGGCCACAAAACUGAAGGAAGCAGACAAAGAGAAACAGGAGUAUGAAGAAGAGGAUGAGAAGUUCAAGGAGGAGGAGGAGAAUGAUAAGGAGAUCCUGGUAGAAGGCCUGAUGGUGCUCUUCAAUGCCUGGUGUUCAGAUGACUGGGUGUAUCUAUCUGAUGAAGAUCAGAGGAAGGAAUAUGUGCUCAAUGAAUAUGGAAGUCUGUAUAGAGGAAGUUUUGGCCAUAUACGACCUAAAUCCUGGGACUACGGACAGUUUGAGCCCCUCAUGAUGGAUAUUUGUACGAGGCUGUUGGACGUUAACCCCAAACACGAGAAGGACCCCGCUGAUGAUGUUGCGGCUCGCUGUAACCCCAUCUACGUCAGCCGUGUGAUCAGCCGCAUGAUUAACUCUGUGGGUGACAGAGGUGUCCUGGAGGGUUGUUGGGGAGGUCCCUAUUGGCCGUUCACCAGUCCAUCCCACUGGAAUGGCAGCUACUCAAUUUUGAAGAACUGGUUUGAAAAAGACUGCCAACCAGUCAAGUAUGGACAGUGCUGGGUGUUUGCCGCAGUCAUGUGUUCAGUGAUGCGGGCAAUGGGCAUCCCCUGUCGUACAGUCACAAACUUUGAGUCAGCACAUGACACUAACCAGAAUUUGGUCAUUGAUGUCUAUCACUAUGAAGAUGGAGAGUGCCAAGCCAACGACAGUGUCUGGAACUUCCACGUGUGGGUGGAGGGAUACAUGAGACGACCAGAUUUGUCUGAAGAUGGUAAAUAUGAUGGCUGGCAGGUUCUGGAUCCAACACCUCAGGAGGAAAGUGAUGGGAUGUACUGCUGUGGACCAGCUCCCGUCUGCGCCAUCCUUUCUGGAGACCUUCAUCAUAAGUACGACCUACCGUUUGUCUUUGCUGAGGUCAAUGCCGACUGUAUUGACUAUCUGGUUGCAGAAGGAAAUUCACUCACGGUAAUUGAGUCAGACCAAAAGAGGGUGGGCAAGAACAUUUCCACAAAGGCUGUUGGCCGGGAUGAUCGUGACGACAUCACUCAUACCUACAAAGCCCAAGAGGGAUCAAAGAUGGAGAGGGCCACUUUUCACUAUGCUGUCACUAAACUUACACCACCAAAAGCAGAGGGGGAGAAGGAGGAAGAAAAGGUGGAGGAAGAGGAGGGCAAGAUGGAAAUUGAGGGAGAAGAGCCUCCUGAGGCAGAACCCACAAAGGAGGAACUGUCCAUAAGAUUUGAUGAUGUUGGUGACCCAGUGAAUGGACAAGAUGUCAGUUUGAUGUUGGUUUUGUCUUGUAACAACAAGGAUCCCAUGCCAUUGUGCCUCAACAUCACCGUCAAGGCAAAAACCUACUGUGGUUCAUCACAUGGAACCAUCCAGUCCGAAGUGAAGCAGGAAACACUGCAGCCAGGAAAAGAUUUGUCCAUUCCACUCAAGAUCCCGUUUUCUGACUAUCGUAAGCCCAUGAAAGACUGCGACUCCAUGAAAGUUUCAGUUGUGGUCAAGCAUGAAGAGACAAACUAUCUGGCUGAAGAAGACAUUGAACUAGAUGACCCACCAAUGUCUGUGACUGUUGAAGGUGAGCUCACAGUCAAACAACCUGCAGCAGCUAAAGUGGUUUUUAUGAACCCGAUUGAGGAACCACUGACCAACUGCUCUCUGACCAUGUCUGGAAGUGGCCUGAUACCUGGAGAUUGGGAUUGGAAGAUUCCAGAUAUUCCAGCCGGUUCUCAGUUACGUUGCACAAUCAGGUUUCAUCCGGAAAAGGACGGCGACAGCAAGAUCCUGACGGCUAAAUUCACCUGUGACCCUUUCGGAGACAUCAAGACCACCUGCAGCUGCGAAGUCAAACCUGCUGCUACCAGUUAGAUGUUGCUGUGAUUUACAGGCGAGCUCAGGAAUACGGCAGCAUUGUCCCAGUUUUUAUUUUAGCUCUCAAAUACAUUGUUUUCAAAUUGGAAAUGAUACUUGAUGGUGUUCUGUUCUAUUCUUCAGUGUCUCUCCUCGUGAUUUGUUGGCAGACAUUACAAAACAAAUUUGGACUGGAUGAAAAAAUUACCUUUGACACCAGUGGCCUUGGGUUUUUACAUGAAUAAUUCAGUUUUGGCUUGCCUGGGAAAUUCACAUAUCAAACCGCACAUACAACACUGGCCAAACACUUGGUCACACUUUCCCAAAGGUUUUGCUGGUAUUGCAUGUGCCAUACUUGGUGCAAAUUUGAAGGUGCGGGGGCGGGUAGUGCCAAUUUGACACAAUGACCUUGACACUUUCAUGAACAGCUGACCUUUGGCUGACCUUGCCUGGUCAAUUCAGAUAUCCAAAUUUAUAUACACUCAACAAAAAUAUAAAUGCAACACUUUUGGUUUUGCUCCCAUUUUGUAUGAGAUGAACUCAAAGAUCUAAAACUUUUUCCACAUACACAAUAUCACCAUU